Papilio xuthus (Asian swallowtail) is the source of this 687-nucleotide messenger RNA. RefSeq names its product ribonuclease P protein subunit Rpp25 (gene Rpp25). The coding region runs from base 109 to 633 and encodes 174 amino acids. The transcript is spliced from 4 exons. Gene Ontology annotation, biological process: tRNA 5'-leader removal. The record is from RefSeq and is a predicted model, not a curated record. Gene Ontology annotation, cellular component: ribonuclease MRP complex. Gene Ontology annotation, molecular function: RNA binding. NCBI's taxonomy places the organism in Eukaryota, Metazoa, Arthropoda, Insecta, Lepidoptera, Papilionidae.
CAGAAAGGCUAUAAUUUAUAAGUCAAUAUAAAAUAAUUUGUUGAUUUUUUAUGUUAUUUAAGGUUAAAAUUGAUAUUUCACCACUGUGUUCUUGUUUACGUAUAAGAAAUGGAAAAUUAUUUCAAAGGUAAAAAUGUCGAAGAAGAACUGGAAAGAAAUAAAAUACCUAUAAAGGAUCUUCCCACUGAUUUUCUUUGGAUGCAAGUCAAAGGAGGUAGCAAGAUGAGCAAUCUCCUCGCCCAUGCAUCCGGUAUUCUAGAAGACAAAGCAGCGACCUCGGUAGUGUGGACAGGAACUAGAGUUGCCAUACCUAAAGCCAUAUCGUGUGCAGAAAUUCUUAAAAGACAAUUUUCUAUUGAACACCAAGUAACAAAACUUACAUAUAAAAAAGUUGAAGAGUAUUGGGAGCCAAAGAUUGAUGGACUUGAAAAAAUAAUAGUGAAAAGAGAAAUACCUGUUAUUCAUAUAUUUUUAUCUAUUAAUGAAAUUCAAGACCAAAAUCAAAUAGGUUACCAAUCUUUGAAAGGGAAGAAAUUUUGGCAAAAAGGACAAACCAGCACUAUUAGUAAAAACCAGCAAGCAUACAAAACCAAGAAGCCCUUUAAGCAUAAAAAGAAUCAACUUGAAUCAUGAGCCUGUUGUAGUUUAAUACAUUUGCUGUAUCAGUGUAAUAAACUAUGAAGAAUA